Messenger RNA from Hordeum vulgare subsp. vulgare (domesticated barley), 3565 nucleotides. RefSeq names its product ubiquitin-activating enzyme E1 3. The record is from RefSeq and is a predicted model, not a curated record. NCBI's taxonomy places the organism in Eukaryota, Viridiplantae, Streptophyta, Magnoliopsida, Poales, Poaceae. Gene Ontology annotation, biological process: protein sumoylation. The transcript has 7 exons. Bases 122 to 3280 code for a protein of 1052 amino acids. Gene Ontology annotation, molecular function: SUMO activating enzyme activity. Gene Ontology annotation, cellular component: cytoplasm; SUMO activating enzyme complex.
CGCCCCACGAAUCAGUACUCCCCACCGAAGCUCCCGCCCCGCCCGGCCCCCGAAACCUAGCCGCCACGCGAAGCACCCCCGCGCCGGCGAGGCCGCCGCCCCCGGCAGGGGCCUGCGCGCCAUGCUCCCGUCCAAGAGGCCGUCCGACGCCGCAGCGGCGGGGGACGAAAGCGGCGGCCGCGGAGGGGACGCCAAGAGGCCCAAGCUCGACGCAGGCGGCGGCGGGGGCCCGAACGGGGCCGCGCCGCAGGAGAUCGACGAGGACCUCCACAGCAGGCAGCUCGCCGUGUACGGGAGGGAGACCAUGCGGCGCCUCUUCGCCUCCGACGUCCUCGUCUCCGGGCUCAACGGCCUCGGCGCUGAAACCGCAAAGAAUCUUGCCCUUGCUGGAGUCAAGUCUGUCACUAUACAUGAUGUGAAAAAUGUGGAGAUGUGGGACUUGUCUGGCAAUUUCUUUUUAUCUGAGGAUGACAUUGGGAAGAACAGGGCCGCUGCUUGUGUAGCAAAGCUGCAGGAGCUGAACAAUGCUGUUCUUAUCUCAGCUCUAACAGAAGAACUAACGACGGAGCACCUGUCUAAGUUCCAGGCUGUUGUUUUCACUGAUAUAGGUUUAGACAAGGCUUAUGAAUUUGAUGAGUAUUGUCACAACCACCAGCCUCCUAUUUCCUUCAUCAAAUCUGAAGUCUGUGGCCUUUUCGGUAGUGUCUUUUGUGACUUUGGACCAAAGUUUACUGUUCUUGAUGUUGAUGGUGAAGAUCCACAUACUGGUAUAAUUGCAUCCAUCAGCAAUGAUAACCCUGCACUGAUAUCCUGUGUUGAUGAUGAACGGCUUGAGUUCCAAGAUGGUGAUCUUGUUGUUUUCUCUGAGGUCCAUGGUAUGACAGAACUGAAUGAUGGAAAACCAAGGAAGGUUAAAAAUGCAAGGCCGUUUUCAUUUAGCAUCGAGGAGGACACAAGUAACUUUGGCACUUACGUAAAAGGUGGAAUUGUCACACAGGUGAAAGAACCAAAGGUGCUAUGUUUCAAGGCACUAAGAGAUGCCAUGACAGAUCCUGGAGAUUUUCUUCUGAGUGACUUCUCAAAGUUUGAGCGCCCCCCUGUGCUUCACCUGGCAUUUCAAGCUCUGGACAAAUUUAAGAAAGACCAUGGACGCUGCCCUGCUGCUGGUUGUGAGCAGGAUGCUCAAAGUUUUCUGAAGAUUGCUGCUGCUAUUAAUGAAACUUCAGCUGAUCGCAAGCUGGACACUAUUGAUGAGAAACUAUUCCAACAGUUUGCAAGUGGUUCUCGAGCUGUUUUGAACCCUAUGGCUGCGAUGUUUGGUGGUAUUGUUGGUCAAGAAGUUGUGAAGGCUUGUUCAGGGAAGUUCCAUCCUCUCAACCAGUUCUUCUACUUUGACUCUGUUGAAUCCCUGCCAACAUAUCCGUUGGAACCCCAAGACUUGAAGCCAUCAAACAGCCGCUAUGAUGCUCAGGUCUCUGUGUUUGGUUCCAAGCUUCAGAAGAAAAUGGAGGAGGCUAAUACUUUUGUUGUAGGGUCUGGUGCUCUUGGAUGUGAAUUCCUGAAAAAUCUUGCGUUAAUGGGAGUGUCUUGUAGCAGCAAGGGAAAGUUAACCAUAACAGAUGAUGAUAUCAUUGAGAAAAGUAAUUUAAGCCGUCAAUUCUUGUUCCGUGACUGGAAUAUUGGACAGGCAAAGUCUACUGUGGCUGCUACAGCCGCCAGUGCUAUCAACCCCAGCCUUCACAUUGAUGCUCUCCAGAACCGUGCCUGUCCAGAUACCGAGAAUGUCUUCCAUGACACAUUCUGGGAGGGCCUAGAUGUUGUCAUCAAUGCACUUGAUAAUGUCAAUGCCAGGAUGUAUAUGGACAUGAGGUGCCUGUACUUCCAGAAGCCACUACUGGAGUCAGGUACAUUGGGUGCAAAGUGCAAUACUCAAAUGGUGAUUCCUCACCUUACUGAAAACUAUGGGGCUUCAAGAGAUCCUCCUGAGAAGCAGGCACCUAUGUGCACAGUCCAUUCGUUUCCACACAACAUUGAUCACUGCUUGACAUGGGCUCGUUCAGAGUUUGAGGGUUUGCUGGAGAAAACGCCAAAUGAAGUGAACUCUUUUCUGUCUAACCCUGCUCAAUAUGCUGCUGCAAUGAGGAAGGCAGGUGAUGCUCAAGCAAGAGAAUUGCUUGAACGUGUCUCUGAGUGUCUUAACAAGGACCGGUGCAGUACAUUUGAUGAUUGCAUAAGCUGGGCCCGACUGAAAUUUGAGGAUUAUUUCUCUAACCGCGUGAAGCAGCUCACAUUCACUUUUCCUGAAGAUGCUGCCACUAGUAUGGGUGCUUCUUUUUGGUCUGCCCCCAAGCGCUUCCCCCGUGCACUGCAGUUUUCAGCUGCUGAUCAGUCUCACCUUAACUUCAUUAUGUCUGCUUCGAUAUUGAGAGCGGAGUCAUUUGGGGUUGCUAUACCUGAAUGGGCAAAGGAUACUAGUAAGCUGGCUGAUGUAGUAAAGAAGAUUGCAGUUCCUACAUUCGAGCCAAAGCAGGGGGUUAAUAUUGUGACAGAUGAGAAGGCAUCGAAUCUUUCCAGCACCUCAGUUGACGAUGUCGCUGUUAUUGAAGAUCUUCUGGCUAAGUUGCAAGAAUAUGCCAAGAGGCUACCUCCAGGAUUCCAAAUGAAACCUAUCCAAUUUGAGAAGGAUGACGACACCAACUUUCACAUGGAUCUAAUAUCCGGGCUAGCAAACAUGCGUGCAAGGAACUACAGCAUCCCAGAAGUCGACAAGCUGAAGGCCAAGUUCAUCGCAGGCAGGAUCAUCCCAGCCAUCGCAACCUCAACCGCAAUGGCCACAGGGCUCGUGUGCCUCGAGCUGUACAAGGUCAUCGCCGGUGAGCACCCCGUCGAGGACUACCGCAACACAUUCGCGAACCUGGCCCUGCCCCUCUUCUCGAUGGCCGAGCCAGUUCCACCGAAGGUCAUGAAGCACAAGGAGACGAGCUGGACCGUGUGGGACCGGUGGUCCGUCAAGGGCAACCUCACCCUGGCUGAGCUCCUGCAGUGGUUCGCCGACAAGGGCCUCACCGCCUACAGCAUCUCCUGCGGCACCUCCCUGCUGUACAACAACAUGUUUGCGAGGCACAAGGACAGGCUGACCAAGAAGGUGAUCGACAUCGCCAAAGAGGUGGCCAAGGUGGACGUCCCCGAGUACCGGAGGCACCUGGACAUCGGCGUGGCCUGCGAGGACGAGGACGAGAACGACGUCGAUAUCCCUCUCGUCUCGGUUUACUUCCGCUAGUCGGUCCUCGAGAUAAAACUUUCUGCAUCAUCCCUAGGCCUGCUCUUCUCCAAAACUAGCAAGAUAAAAAACCUUGCAUCAUCAUCCUCGGGCCUGCUCUCAAAGACUAGCUUUGCUAAAUCCCUGAUGUAGUCAAGCCGCCGCUCUCGCGCUGAUCGAUCUAUCAUAUCAUGGUUACCUCAAGAUGUUCUCUCCUUGUGGUACACUGGUCCUGCAGCUAUUUGCUCGUUGGUCGCAUUCAGAUAGUUGGGAGGAAUGAACAAAGGACACAUCGGUUACGGUUAA